Messenger RNA from Bicyclus anynana (squinting bush brown), 1632 nucleotides. RefSeq lists its product as uncharacterized. The record is from RefSeq and is a predicted model, not a curated record. NCBI's taxonomy places the organism in Eukaryota, Metazoa, Arthropoda, Insecta, Lepidoptera, Nymphalidae. The coding region runs from base 125 to 1513 and encodes 462 amino acids. The transcript has 2 exons.
AAAUUUGCUUACAAAGUUACGGCCCUGCAACCCCACUUCACCUAAAAUCUAUGGUUUACCCAAAAUUCACAAGCCAGACUGGCCUUUGAGACCUAUUGUCAGUCAGAUUGAUUCACCCACAUACAUGGCAUCAAAACAUCUCGCGACGUUACUCAAACCGUUUACAGGCAAUACCAGUAGUUUUGUUAAAGACUCGAAACACUUCGUUCAUAUAAUUAAAAAUGAAAUUAUUAGUGACUCAGAGAUUAUGGUGAGUUUUGAUGUGGAGUCCUUGUUUACGAAUGUUCCUGUGGAAGAAGUAAUUUCAUUAAUUAAGGGUUUCAUAACGGAUUCAAAACUACCAUCGGCUUACUUGGAUUUGAGUGAGUUUUGUCUUAAAAGUGGUUAUUUUAUGUGGCGAGGUGACUAUUAUAGCCAAAUAGACGGUGUUGCCAUGGGGUCGCCGAUUGCACCUGUAGUGGCCAAUAUAUUUAUGGAGUGGGUGGAACGCGAGUUGGUCGAUAAAAUGACGUAUAGACCGCGUUUUUGGCUGCGUUAUGUGGAUGAUGUGUUUGCCAUUGUAAACAGGGAUGAUUUGGCCAUAAUAUUCCAGUGUCUCAACAGUCUACAUGAGAAGGUUCAUUUUACGAAAGAGGAAGAAAAAGAGGGCGGUCUGCCAUUUUUAGACGUGAUGGUGAUCCGGGGGUCUGGUGGUGAAUUACAUACAACGGUGUACCGAAAACCGACUCACACCAACAGAUAUCUCCAUGCGAGUUCGCACCACCAUCCAUCGCAGAUAUCGUCGGUACCAAGAAGCCUCAUAAAUCGAGCCCUAAGUCUUUGUGACCCACCCUAUAUUGAGUGCGAACUAAGAGUAGUGAGACAGGCGCUGGAGAACAAUGGCUAUAGUUGGCGUCAGAGUUCCAGAUGGGCACAAACAACAACUAGGCGGAAACCGUCCUGUGUGAACCGGUCACCAGUGUACUUAACAUAUGUGAAGGGCGUGACGGACAAAAUCAGCCACUAUCUCCAACGGAGAUUUGAUAUAGUGACGCGGUUUCGUCCACCUGCAUUGGUGAAGAGUAUACUGCGAUCGCCUAAGGAUAGGGAUCCGCUGAACGUGCCCGGGGUGUACAAGAUUCCGUGUGACUGUGGUAAGUCAUACAUCGGUGAGACUCGCCGUAACAUCACCACAAGAGUAAAAGAACACAUACGGAGCAUGAAGAAUGUGGACACGGACGGUUCAGCAAUAGCCGAGCAUGUUCUAGCUUCGGGUACGACUCAUUAUAUCCGUUUUAAUAAGGCUUCUGUAUUGUCAAGGGAAAAGUUUCUAGUACCUCGUAAGAUACGUGAAGCGAUAGAAAUUAGUCGUCACCCGAAUUUUAAUCGGGAUCAUGGAUGGUUGCUGCCCACAGCGUGGAAACCGCUAUUUCUUUCAUUGUCACAUACAACAAACUUGGAACAAGAUAGCAUUAGUUCGGUUUGCUUACAAGAAGACGAGUCUAAUGAAGAUGACAUUAAUGAACCCUCAUGACUAAGGGCCCCGUAUGGGUUCGAAACUAGUCGGGCAUACUCCGACGUAAUAUCACGUGAGUUUUAGCCGUGUUUCAUAAUCAAUUAAUAUGAAUAACACUCACGAUAGUUUAAAUUCUA